Molecule: messenger RNA, 729 nt
Organism: Lottia gigantea (owl limpet)
Lineage: Eukaryota; Metazoa; Mollusca; Gastropoda; Lottiidae
Exons: 6
Coding region: 1-729 (242 amino acids)
Molecular function (GO): protein binding
Source: RefSeq, a predicted model, not a curated record
AUGAUUUUCAGUAUCCUAACCAAACAGUUUUUAAAACAACAUUGUAAGAAAUUAAAGUUGUACUCUACACCAUAUUUAAAUGAUGUUCUUUAUCUACAUUUUAAAGGAAUUAUGAAAAUAGAGAAUUUAGAAGAGUAUACAGGUUUAAGAUGUUUAUGGCUAGAAACAAAUGGAAUUCAAGUUAUAGAGAAUUUAGAUAAUCAAAAAGAGUUGCGAUGUCUAUAUUUACAGCAAAACCUGAUUGAAAAAAUAGAAAACUUAGAACCCUUACAGCAAUUAGAUACACUUAAUGUUUGUAAUAACAGACUUUCUAAAAUAGAAAAUUUAGCCUGUUGUCCUGUAUUACAUACUCUACAGAUAUCACAUAAUUAUCUUAAAACAAGAGAUGAUAUAGAGGAACUGGCCCAGUGUGAUAAUCUCGGAGUUCUAGAUUUAUCUCAUAAUAAAAUAGAUGAUCCUGAAAUCUUAGAAACUUUAAAACAGAUGAAAAAUCUGAGAGUGCUGACACUUAUGGGAAAUCCCUUCAUAAAGAAAGUUAAAAACUACAGAAAAACUUUCAUAGCAAAUCUUAAAGAGUUGACGUAUUUAGAUGAUAGACCAGUAUUUCCUAAAGAUAGAGCUUGUAUUGAUGCUUGGUUUGUUGGAGGACCAGAAGCAGAGAAAGCUGAAAGAGAAAGAUGGGUCAGUAGAGAAAGACAGAAAUUACAGGAAAGUGUUGAUGGUGAGUAA